Messenger RNA from Seriola dumerili (greater amberjack), 2522 nucleotides. It is a transcript of the gene ccn3, whose product is annotated as nephroblastoma overexpressed. Gene Ontology annotation, molecular function: heparin binding; integrin binding. Gene Ontology annotation, biological process: signal transduction; cell adhesion. Gene Ontology annotation, cellular component: extracellular region; extracellular matrix. The transcript has 5 exons. NCBI's taxonomy places the organism in Eukaryota, Metazoa, Chordata, Actinopteri, Carangiformes, Carangidae. The record is from RefSeq and is a predicted model, not a curated record. Bases 133 to 1197 code for a protein of 354 amino acids.
CCUUCUGCAAGCUACGCCACAGCCAGAGAGGAGGGAACAUUCAACCCUGAACCAAAGGACUCAAUUCAGCUCCUGCAAGGACAACUCAAGACUUUCUUGACUGCAGAUAUUUUUGAUUCUGCUCUACUUAACAUGAAGAUGUUCAGCCUUUCAGAGAGAGCUCUAUUUGUCUUUUUUUUUACAGCACAGGUGUUUACAGCAGUCUGGUCCCAGGCGUGUCUGAGGAGAUGCCAGUGCCCUAAGGAGCCCCCCAUGUGUCUCCCUGGGGUGCCUCUGAUCCUGGACGACUGUGCCUGCUGCCUGGUGUGCGCCCGUCAGAAAGGACAAGUCUGCUCUGAAAUGAACCCCUGUGACACGCGUAAAGGGCUGCAGUGCGACUACACGGCUGACGUCCACAAGAGGACUGGUAUCUGUGCAGCUCAUGAGGGAGAUGUGUGUGUUUUGGAUGGUACUGUCUAUCAGAACGGCCAGACCUUCUUCCCCAGCUGUAAGUACCAGUGUAUGUGUCGUGACGGACAGAUCGCCUGCUUGCCGCGCUGCAAAGUUGAUGUGAUGCUGCCUGGACCAGACUGCCCCAUGCCACGCAGGGUCCAGUUACCUGGAGAGUGCUGUGAGACGUGGGUGUGUGAGCCCCAAGCUGAGGCCAGUGCACUGGGCGGCUUUGCCAUGGCAGCCUAUCGUCAGGAGGAGACGGUGAGCUUUGACAGUUGGGACCCCAGCCUGAACUGCAUUGAGCAGACCACAGAGUGGGGGGCCUGCUCUCGAACCUGUGGCAUGGGGCUGUCCACCAGAGUGACCAAUAAGAACCGUCGGUGUGAGAUGGUGAAGCAGAGCCGUCUGUGUAUGAUCAGACCCUGUGACGACCUGCAGGAUCAGACGCAGCUGACACAGCUUGCACCAAAGAGAGGCAGUAAGUGCCAGAGGAUGGUGAGGAGCGACAAAGCCGUCCACCUCUCCUAUAAAAACUGCACCAGUGUCCAGGCCUACAAACCUCGCUACUGUGGCACCUGCACAGACGGCCGUUGCUGCACCCCCCACAGAACCAAGACCACCCUGGUGGAGUUCCAAUGUGCCAAUGGUAAAACCUCCAGGAGGCCGGUCAUGGUGAUCCUGACCUGCGCCUGCCACAGCAACUGCCCCCGAGACAACGCUGUGUGGCAGCCGUCAGAGCUGGGAUACAGCGGCAUGAGGUCAUAGGUCAGAGAGUCACCAUAAGAACAUUAUGAGGUUAUAAUAAACAGUAAAUCCAGAUUGUAGUUGAUGAGUGUGUGUAAAUCCAGGGAUUCCUUGAGUUGGGUUGAAGGACAGGAGCAUCCUCUUCUCCACAAACAUGAGUUGCAUUGACUCUAAAUUUUAGUUUAAAACAAGACGACAACAUGAUAUAUACAGUAUGAUAGUCCUAAAACUUAGGAGAUUGUGGGGGUUUAGUUAAAAUAGUCUCUCUUCAAGAGGGACUUAAUCGUGUAUCAUCCUGUGGACAAAUUAGUGUCAUCUUCACUAUUGCUAAGUAAAGCACUUUGACAAAUUGAUUCUCUCCGCUUCUGGAGAUGAAAUAGAGUAUACUACCAGUCAUUCACAACAGACUUUGGUUGGACACUGGUUUGUAGUUGCUCUUAUGUACUUGGAGGAGAUUGUGGGGGUUUAGUUAAAAAAGUCUCUAUUCAAGAGGUGAAAUAGUAUAAAGGUGCACAAUCACAGGGUCGUGCAGAAACGCAGCCGUGUCAUGGCUGGAUCACAACCUACCGGUUUGAUCUGCACUAGGAUUGACCAGUCAGGCAGAAUUUAGCAUUUUUUAGACAAGAACAUGAAACCACUGUGUUUUGUUCAGCCUAAAUUCUGAGGAAGAAAUCUUUGGCAAUAUAAUGUAGCCAACAGCUUCAAGUACUAUCUAUCCUCUAAAUUCAUCAUUUGCUGAGCUGUGACACUUGUGACACCUUAAUCUAGAAAAACACUUAACAAUAAUAAUAAUAAUAAAUAAUAAUAAUAAUAAUACUCUAAUCCCAUUAUCUUUGCAUGGAUAAAACAGCAGCAAGAGGGCAGAAGGAAUUAGAGGAUUAUAAAGUGAGAUGUUACCUUCCACUGCCGUGGAAGUUUUCCAACUAUGGGACACAUUUUUGAAAUAACUGGACUGUGUACUUUGACCUCGUCCAAACCAAGGACUCAAACUAUGAAAGAGAGGUCACUGUGGUGCCUUAGUGUCAUUUCUAACAUCUACCUAACAUCACCCUCCCCCUGCUGCAAAAUACAUAAUGUCUAUGUUCCCAUCAAUAAAUACAAAUCUAUGUUGUUUGUUUGUUUGUUUGUUUUUGUUCUAGAAAGGAUAUUAUUACUCUGUCUGUUAAAGGUAGUGCACAUAAACAACAGCUAUUUUUAUAGUGACAAAAGUUUUGUAAAUACUUGCUGUAUAGCUUGUUUGACUGAGUGUGUAUCAAAUACACAGUGGUAACAAUGUAAACAUUAAUUGUAUAUAUUGGUAUGUGGUUUUUUUCACACUGCUUGCUUCUGUAUCUGUUGGAAAAAUA